This is a messenger RNA of Geodia barretti, 759 nucleotides long. The record is from the annotation of a GenBank genome assembly. Lineage: Eukaryota; Metazoa; Porifera; Demospongiae; Tetractinellida; Geodiidae.
AUGACAGUGCUGGCGGACUAUGCGAACAAAUACGAGACGGUCAGUGUGCAACGGGAGGAUGGGAUUCUCCAGGUGACGUUUCACACCGGGGACGGAAGCCUGCUUUGGGGCGAGGCCUCUCACCGGGAGCUGGGUUACGCCUUCGCCGACAUCGGAGCGGACCCCGACAACCGGGUGGUCAUCCUCACCGGCACCGGCGACGACUACUGCGCCGAUUUCGAGCCCAACCGUCCCACCCGACGGAUGCCCCAGGACUGGGACAAGACCUACUGGGAGGGCAAGCGGCUGUUGACCAACCUGCUGGAGAUCGAAGUGCCGGUCAUCGGCGCCGUCAACGGUCCGGCGACCAUCCACGCCGAGAUCCCCGUGAUGUCCGACAUCGUGCUGGCGUCGGAGACCGCCACGUUUCAGGACGCGCCCCACUUCCCGCGCGGCGUGGUGCCCGGCGACGGCGUCCACGUGAUCUGGCCCCUGGUGUUGGGACAGAACCGAGGCCGGCACUUCCUGCUGACCGGGCGGACGCUAUCGGCCCAGGAGGCGUUCGAAUUGGGCGUGGUGGCCGAGGUCCUGCCCAGAGAUGAACUGUUGCCCCGGGCCUGGGAAGUGGCCCGGCAGUUGGCGGAACGGCCGCCGCUGACGCUGCGCUACACCCGCGUUGCUCUGACGCUGCAACUGAAGCGGCAGAUGCAGGACAUGCUGGGAUACGGUCUGGCCAUCGAAGGCCUGGCCGCGGUCGACGUGUCGCUGUCGCAAGGCUAG